GGAGUCGGGAGGAGCGGCGGGGGCGGGCGCCGGGGGCGGGCAGAGGCGCGGGAAAGCUGGCUGCCUGCCCUUUAUAGCGCGCGGGGCACCGGCUCGCCAAGACUCCGGGCUCCCGGUACCCCCUCGCACUCCCUCUGGCCGGCCUAGGGCGCCUGCAGCCCAACCUCCCCAGCCUCCGGGGCGCCACGGAACCCGCUCGAUAUCGCGGUCAACUCGUAGACAUGGAGACCCCUGCCUGGCCCCGGGUCCCGCGCCCCGAGACCGCAGUCGCUCGGACGCUCCUGCUCGGCUGGGUCUUCGCCCAGGUGGCCGGCGCUUCAGGCACUACAAAUACUGUGGCAGCAUAUAAUUUAACUUGGAAAUCAACUAAUUUCAAGACAAUUUUGGAGUGGGAACCCAAACCCAUCAAUCAAGUCUACACUGUUCAAAUAAGUACGAAGUCAGGAAAUUGGAAAAGCAAAUGCUUUUACACAGCAGACACAGAGUGUGACCUCACCGACGAGAUUGUGAAGGAUGUGAAGCAGACGUACUUGGCACGGGUCUUCUCCUACCCGGCAGGGAAUGUGGAGAGCACAGGUUCUACUGAGGAGCCCCCAUAUGAGAACUCCCCAGAGUUCACACCUUACCUGGAGACAAACCUCGGACAACCAACAAUUCAGAGUUUUGAACAAGUGGGAACAAAAGUAAAUGUGACAGUACAAGAUGAACGGACUUUAGUCAGAAGGAACGACACGUUCCUAAGCCUCCGGGAUGUUUUUGGCAAGGACUUAAUUUAUACACUCUAUUAUUGGAAAUCUUCGAGUUCGGGAAAGAAAUAUUCUACAUCAUUGGAGCUGUGGUAUUUGUGGUCAUCAUCCUUGUCAUCAUCCUGGCUAUAUCUCUACACAAGUGUAGAAAGGCAAGAGUGGGGCGGAGCUGGAAGGAGAACUCCCCACUGAAUGUUGCAUAAAGGAAGCACCGUUGGAGCUACUGCAAAUGUUGUAUUGCACUGUGACCAAGAACUUUUAAGAGAAUAGAAUACAUGGAAACACAAAUGAGUAUUUCGGAGCAUGAAGACCCUGGAGUUCAAAAAAAACUCUUGAUAUGACCUAUUAUGACCAUUAGCAUUCUGGUUUUGACAUCAGCAUUAGUCACUUUGAAAUGUAACGAAUGGUACUACAACCAAUUCCAAGUUUUAAUUUUAACACUAUGGCACCUUUUGCACAUAACAUGCUUUAGAUUAUAUAUUCCGCACUCAAGAAGUAACCAGGUCAUCCAAGCAAAAACAAAUGAGAAAAUGCCUUAAAAAAUCCUGGGUGGACUUUUGAAAAGCUUUUUUCUUCUUUCUUUUUUUUUUGAGAUAGAGUCUCGCUGUGUUGCCCAGGCUGGAGUGCAGUGGCAUGAUCUCGACUCACUGCACCCUCCGUCUCUUGGGUUCAAGCAAUUCUCUGCCUCAGUCUCCCGAGUAACUGGGAUUACAGACACCCACCACCACGCCCAGCUAAUUUUUGUGUUUUUAGUAGAGAUGGGGUUUCACCAUCUUGACCAGGCUGGUCUUGAAUUCCUGACCUCAGGUGAUCCACCCGCCUCGGCCUCCCAAAGUGCUAGGAUUACGGGCGUGAACCACCGUGCCCAGCCAAAAAGCUUUUGAGAGGCUGACUUCAAUCCAUGUAAGAAAGUAAAAUGGAAAUUGAGUGAAUUUCUAGGACUUUUCUGACAUAUGUCUGUAAUAUAGUGUUUAGGUUCUUUUUUUUUUUCAGGAAUACAUUUGGAAAUUCAAAACAAUUGGCAGACUUUGUAUGAAUGUGUUAAGUGCGGGAGACGUCGGUAUUCUGGGCACCUUCCUAAUAUGCUUUACAGUCUGCACUUUCACUGACUGAAGUGGCAUUAAACAUUUGAGAGCUAACUCUAUUUUUAUAAGACUACUAUACAAACUACAGAGUUUAUGAUUUAAGGUACUCAAAGCUUCUAUGGUUGACAUUGUAUAUAUAAUUUUUUAAAGGGUUUUCUAUAUGGGGAUUUUCUAUUUAUAUAGGUAAUAUUGUUCUAUUUGUAUAUAUUGAGAUAAUUUAUUUAAUAUACUUUUAUAUAAAUAAAGGUGACUGGGAAUUGUUACUGUUGUACUUAUUCGAUCUUCCAUUUAUUAUUUAUGUAUGGUUUGGUGUUUGUAUUACUACUACAGUAAACGACUAAAAUUGUCAGUGGCUUAUAACAACGUAUCUUUUUCACUUAUAAUACAUUUUGGUGACU
Molecule: messenger RNA, 2229 nt
Organism: Piliocolobus tephrosceles (Ugandan red Colobus)
Lineage: Eukaryota; Metazoa; Chordata; Mammalia; Primates; Cercopithecidae
Gene: F3
Product: coagulation factor III, tissue factor
Exons: 5
Coding region: 222-938 (238 amino acids)
Biological process (GO): cytokine-mediated signaling pathway; blood coagulation
Cellular component (GO): plasma membrane
Molecular function (GO): cytokine receptor activity; protein binding
Source: RefSeq, a predicted model, not a curated record